UGUGGCCUCUGAGGGAGGAGGGGCGGCCUGUUGUAUGCACUCAGUGUCUCACCUGCCUGAUCUGCAGCUCUUCCUGUGCACGCACUGAUUUACAGCUGGUUCCCAGUUUGUGAGGUGUCUUCUCACAUUUUCUGUCACUUUGUUUAGGAUUUGGGCAAAUCACAAAGUUGGGCUGUAGGUUUGAGACCCUAGUGGAUGGCCAGAGAGGCUCCCUUACUGUCAGCAAAUACUGCGGGACUCUGUCGCUGAGCCUCUAACACCGUCCCAAGAUGACGGAGAUUGUGGAGGAAUAUGAGGAAUAUGAGGAGUUUGAGGAGGAGGAGGAGGAGGAGAUCGUGGAGGAGUCCGGACUGCCCACCAGGAAAGUCAGGAAGAAGGUCAAGGUGGAUACCUCCAAGUUCAUGACUCCAUACCUGGCUCACAGCCAGAAGAUGAUGGAGCAGUACAGCCAUAACAAGUACCGGCAUGCGUACGACCUGUCCAAAGGGACGCCUCCUGCCUACAUCGCUGAUACUCCUGAAAUGCUUCGCAUCAGGAAGGCCCAGGAGCAGCUCAGCGAGGUCAAAUACCGCAUGGAGGGGAACAAGGCUCGGACGACCAGCUUGUACGACGGAGAGGCCAAAGAGAUCGCCCACGUCAAGCGUGUGUCUGAACUGAUCAGCAAGGUCCUGUACAGACAGAAGUGGGAUGAAACGAAGGACCGGUACCUGCUGCCUCCUGAUGCUCCUGAACUCGUGCUGGCUGUGAAGAACGCUGCCAACGUCAGCAAGAAACUGUACACGGAAGACUGGAACGAAGAGAAGACCAUGUUCUACCCGUACAGCGACAGUCCCGAGCUGCGCAGGGUGGCUCAGGCUCAGGAGUGCCUCAGUGACGUUCGCUACAAGAAGGGUCACGAUCAGCGCAAGGCGAAGUACACCUCCCUGGCUGAUCCUCCUGAGGUGGAGCUGGCCAAGAGAGUGGAACAACAGCGUAGUGACCUGAAAUACAGGGAGGACUACAAUAAAAAUGUGAAGGGUCAAUGGUGCGAGACGCCAUACUUCGACGUGGCCACUGCCAGGGUGGCGAUGGAGAACUUUAGUAAUAGACGUUACACGCAGAAAUAUGAGGACGAGAAAGAUCAACUUUAUUUCAUGCAGACAGACACGCCCGUUUAUGACACCAACAAGAAGGCUCGUAUUGCUGCCAGUGAGGUCCAAUACAAGAAGGAAUACGAGAAGAACAAAGCGCAGUCUGACUACAACACGCUUCCCGCCACGGAGAACCCUCUCCUCCGACAGCUCAGAUACGCUGGCACCAUCCUCAGUGAUAAAGUUUAUAAGGCCCAAUAUGAGAAGUCGAGAGGUUUCAGCAUCAACUACUGCGACACGCCCAAGUUUCAGAUGGACUCCGUCCUCAAACAGUUCACUGACACACAUUACAAAGAUAAGUAUGACAAUGAGGUGAAGGGUCACUACAUCGGCAGCUACGAGGACGUCUACACGGUUCACUGUCAGAACAUGGAGCAGAUGAAGAACGAGCAUCUGUACAAAGCAGAAUAUGAAGACAUUAAGACCAGAUGUUUCUUCCCUCAAACCGUCACGCCUGAAUAUGAAGCGAUAAAGAAUCUUCAGAAGUGUAAAGAUAAAGUUUACCGGCAGCAUCCAGACAAAGUGAAAUUUACACAAGUGGUGGAUUCACCAGUUCUGGUUCAAGCCGCCAUCAACGCCCAGCAGCUAAGUGACUUGAACUACAAGGCGAAGUACGAAGACAUGAAGUUCAAGAACUGUCUGCCCCCAGAUUAUCCCUUCUUCAUCCAGUCCAGAGUUAACGCUUUUAACCUCAGUGAUAACUGUUAUAAGUACGACUGGGAGAAACUGAAAGCCAAGAAGUUUGAGGUCAGAGGUGACGCCAUCCCGAUUCUCGCUGCCCGCGCUCACACUAACAUCAUCAGUGAUGUUAAAUAUAAGAAGGAGUACGAGAAGAACAAGGGACAGAUGGUCGGAGCCCUCAGCAUCAAUGACGAUCCCAAAAUCUUACACUCUGUUCACGUCGCCAAAAUCCAGAGUGACCGUGAAUAUAAGAAGGACUAUGAGAAGAUUAAGACCAAGUACCACACACCUCUGGAUAUGAUGUCCGUCACUUUGGCCAAGAAGUCCCAGGGCAUCGCCAGCAUGGCAGGGUACAGGAGCAUCAGCACCAACUUCUUCCUCCCCCCCGACAGCGUGCUGUUGGACCUGGCCAAGAAGGCCAACAUCAUCCAGAGUGAUAAUGAGUACAAGGCCGACUACAACAGCUUCACCAAGGGAACUCCUUGGGUCCCCUUCGGCUCCUUGGACGUGGAGAAGAAUAAGAAAGCUGCUGAGAUCCUCAGUGAGAAAAAAUACAGACAGCACCCGGACACCAUCCCCUUCACCUCCAUCGAUGACCACCCCAUCAUGAUGCAGGCCAAAGUCAACCAGCUCCAGAGGAGCGAUCUCUUCUAUAAGAGAGGUCUGGAGGAAGUCCAUCAGAAGUACUCCCUGCCUCCUGACGUCCCCGAGUUCCUCCAGGCCAGGUGUAACGCCUACAACAUCAGCCAGAAAUACUACAAGCUUGCCUGGCAGAAACAUCUUCUCAAAGGUUACGACCUGAAGCCCGAUGCCAUCCCUGUGGUCGCAGCCAAAGCUGCCAGACAUGCUGUCAGUAAUGUCCAGUAUAAGAAGGCGUACGAGAAGGCCAGAGGUCACCACGUCGGCUUCCGCAGCCUGCAGGACGACCCUCUGCUGGUUCACUACAUGGAGGUGGCGAAGAUGCAGAGUGACAAGAACUACAAGAAGGACUAUCACAAGGCCAAGCUGAAGUACCACACCCCCGUGGACAUGAUGAGCAUGGCUCAUGCCAAACAUGCCUCAAAGGUGCAGACGUACGCCGGCUACAAGCAGGACAACCACAAGUACUGUCUUCUGCCCGACGCUAUGAACCUGGAACUUGCUCGCAACAUGAACUUUAACGCCAGUGAUAACAACUAUAAGCAGGAGUAUGAGACCUGUAUCAAGGGCAUCGGCUGGGUUCCCAUUGGUUCCCUGGAGGUGGAGAAAGCCAAGACGGCAGCAGCAGCUCUGAAUGAGAAGAAUUACCGCCAGCACCCAGAAACCCUCAAAUUCACCAGCACCAUGGACUCCAUGAGCAUGGAGCUGGCCAAGACCAACGCCAGGAUCAUGAAUAUGAAAGAGUACAAGGCCAGCGGAGAGAAGUUCAUGCACACCUACCAUCUCCCGGCUGACGCUCCUGAACUGUUGCAAGCCAGAUACAACGCCGUCAACAUCAGCCAGAAUUACUACACCUACGCUCAUCGUAAAGAUCUGCUCAAAGGACACCAUGUGAAGGAAGACGCCAUCCCUGUCGUUGCAGCAAAAACUUCCAGAGACAUUGCCAGUAAUUACAAGUACAAGCUGGCGUACGAGAAGGCCAGAGGUCACCACGUCGGCUUCCGCAGCCUGCAGGACGACCCUCUGCUGGUUCACUAUAUGGAGGUGGCGAAGAUGCAGAGUGACAAGAACUACAAGAAGGACUAUCACAAGGCCAAGCUGAAGUACCACACCCCCGUGGACAUGAUGAGUGUGGUCCACGCCAAACAUGCCUCAACAGUGCAGACCUACACCGGCUACAGACAGAUCCCUCACACCUACUUCCUUCUGCCCGACAACUUGCACCUGCAGCGCUGCCGCGGCAUGAUGGAGAUCCAGAGUGAUAACGUCUACAAGUCAGAUUACAAUAACUACAGUAAAGGCGUUGGCUGGGUCCCCAUCGGGUCUCUGGAUGUUGAGAAGGCCAGAGCUGCUAAAGCUGCUUUGGAUGAAAGAAGCUACCGCCAACAUCCCAGUAAUUUCAAAUUCACAAGCAAGACUGAUGCCAUGAACACGGUUCUGGCCAUGGCCAACUCCAAGCAGAUGGACAUAACUGCAUACAAAGCCUCUGGUGAGAAGUUCAAGCACACCUAUAACCUGCCAGCUGACUGCCCAGAGUUCCUUCAGGCUAAAUUCAACGCACAGACCCUCAGCGAGAGUCACUACAAACAUAAGUGGCUGCAAGAUAUCGCCAAGGGAUACGACAUGAAGCCUGAUGCUAUUUCUGUCCUGCACGCCAAGCAAGGCAGACAUAUCGCCAGCAAUGUCCAAUACAAGAAGGCGUACGAGAAGGCCAGAGGUCACCACGUCGGCUUCCGCAGCCUGCAGGACGACCCUCUGCUGGUUCACUACAUGGAGGUGGCGAAGAUGCAGAGUGACAAGAACUACAAGAAGGACUAUCACAAGGCCAAGCUGAAGUACCACACCCCCGUGGACAUGAUGAGUGUGGUCCACGCCAAACAUGCCUCAACAGUGCAGACCUACGCCGGCUACAGACGGAUCCCUCACAACUAUCUGCUCCUGCCCGACAACUUGCACCUGCAGCGCUGCCGCAACAUGAACAUCCAGUCCAGUGAUGCUGACUACAAGUCUGAGUGGAACAACUACAUCAGAGGUAUUGGGUGGGUCCCUAUCGGCUCACUGGCAGUUGAGACUGCUAAAGUUGGUGGUCAGAUUCAGAGUGACAAUUUGUACCGGACUCAUCCGUCCAACUACAAGUUCAGCAAGCUGAUGGACUCCAUGGACCUGACUCUGGCUACUGCCAACAACCAGAUCAUGAACAAGAAAGCAUACACUGCAGCCUGGGAAAAGGACAAACUGAACGUCCACGUCAUGCCAGAUUCUCCUGAGAUCGUCCUGGCCAAAGCCAACGCCCUCAACAUGAGCAACAAACUGUACAAAGCCGGUCUCGUGGAGAUGGCCAAAAAAGGCCACAACCUCAAAGCAGACGCCAUUUCAAUCAUUGCUGCCAAGACUGGUACCACUAUUGCCAGCAAUUACAAGUACAAGCUGGCGUACGAGAAGGCCAGAGGUCACCACGUCGGCUUCCGCAGCCUGCAGGACGACCCUCUGCUGGUUCACUAUAUGGAGGUGGCGAAGAUUCAGAGUGACAAGAACUACAAGAAGGACUACCACAAGUCCAAGCUGAAGUACCACACCCCCGUGGACAUGCUGAGUGUGGUCCACGCCAAGCAGGCCUCUGCUGUUCAGACAAUGGCUGGAUACAAGCAGCACAACCCCCACUACACCGUGCUGCCUGACGCUAUGAACCUGGUGCUUGCUCGUAACAUGCAGUUCAUCGCCAGUGAUAACCAGUACAAGAGUGAGUACGACAGCUUCAUGAAGGGAAUCGGCUGGGUCCCAAUCGGAUCGUUGGAUGUUGAGAAAGCAAAAACAGCCGGCAGGAUCCUCAGUGAGCCCCAGUACCGCCAACAUCCCAGCAAUUUCAAAUUCACUAAGGACAUGCACUCCAUGGAUCUGACUCUGGCCACUGCCAACAACCAGAUUAUGAAUAAGCAAUCCUACAUCACCGCCUGGGAGAAAGACAAGACGUCGAUCCACAUCAUGCCUGAUGCCAUGGACAUCGUUCUUGCCAGAGCAAACAAGAAGAACGUCAGUGAGAAACUCUACAAACUGGACAACGAGCUGUCCAAGAAGAAGGGCCAUAACCUUCGUGCUGAUGCCAUCUCAGUCCAGGCAGCUAAAGCCUCCACUGCCAUCGCCAGUGAUUACAAGUACAAGACAGGGUACCGUAAGCAGGUGGGCCACCACAUCGGUGCUCGCUGCCUCCAGGACGACCCUCUGCUCAUGCUGGCUCUGAACUCAGCCAAGAUCGCCAGUGAUGCUCUGUACAAGAAGGACUUCAACAAGUCCAAGACCAAGUUCAACCUGCCUGUGGACAUGCUGGCCUUUGAACUGGCCAAGAAGAACCAGAUUCAGGUCAACCACGCCAACUACAUCACCCGCCUGCACAACUGGACCUGCCUGCCAGACUCCAACGAUGUCGUCCAGGCCAGACAUGCAUAUGAAAUAAUGAGCGAUGCUGUGUACAAGGAGGACCAGAGGAUGUUGCAGGGUGUUGGAUGGGUGCCUAUAGGUUCACUGGAUGUGGAGAAGGCGAAGGCUGCUGGUGCGGCCCUGGCUGAGAGAGGGUAUCGUCAACACCCCAGCACCUUCAAAUUCAAACUCACCACUGACGACAUGCCCUUGGUGCUGGCUAAGGCCAACGCUCAGGUCAUGAACAAGAAAGCUUACAUGGACGCCUGGGAGAAAGACAAGACAACCAUUCAUGUCAUGCCUGACGCCAUGGACGUUCAACUGGCCAAAGCAAACAAAGCCAACUACAGUUUGAAACUGUACAAGCAGGCAAAUGAAGACGCCAAGAAGAAGGGAUACGACCUGCGCAAUGACGCCAUCUCCAUCCUCGCAGCAAGGGCUUCCAGGGACAUCGCCAGCGACUACAAGUACAAGACAGGGUACCGUAAGCAGGUGGGCCACCACAUCGGUGCUCGCUGCCUCCAGGACGACCCUCUGCUCAUGCUGGCUCUGAACUCAGCCAAGAUCGCCAGUGAUGCUCUGUACAAGAAGGACUUUAACAGGUCCAAGACCAAGUUCAACCUGCCUGUGGACAUGCUGGCCUUUGAACUGGCCAAGAAGAACCAGAUUCAGGUCAAUGACUUCAACUACAGAACUCACCUGCACAACUGGACCUGCCUGCCAGACUCCAACGAUGUGGUCCAGGCCAGACAUGCAUAUGACCUCCAGAGUGAUGCUGUGUACAAGGAGGACCAGAGGAUGUUGCAGGGUGUUGGAUGGGUGCCUAUAGGUUCACUGGAUGUGGAGAAGGCGAAGGCUGCUGGUGCGGCCCUGGCUGAGAGAGGGUAUCGUCAACACCCCAGCACCUUCAAAUUCAAACUCACCACUGAGGACAUGCCCUUGGUGCUGGCUAAGGCCAACGCUCAGGUCAUGAACAAGAAAGCGUACCGUGAAGCCUGGGACAAUGAGAAGUCAAAGAUCCACAUCAUGCCUGACGCUAUGGAUGUUCUCCUCGCCAAAGCAAACAACAUCAACUACAGCUACAAACUGUACAAACAGGCAAAUGAAGAAGCCAAGAAGAAGGGCUACGAUAUGCGCGGUGACGCCAUUUCCAUCAAGGCAGCCAAGGCCUCCAGGGACAUCGCCAGUGAUUACAAGUACAAGACAGGGUACCGUAAUCAGGUGGGCCACCACAUCGGUGCUCGCUGCGUCCAGGACGACCCUCUGCUCAUGCUGGCUCUGAACUCAGCCAAGAUCGCCAGUGAUGCUCUGUACAAGAAGGACUUCAACAAGUCCAAGACCAAGUUCAACCUGCCUGUGGACAUGCUGACCCUGGAGCUUGCCAAGAAAUGCCAGAUUCAGGUCAAUGACUUCAACUACAGAACUCACCUGCACCAGUGGACCUGCCUGCCAGACUCCAACGAUGUGGUCCAGGCCAGACAUGCAUAUGACCUCCAGAGUGACGCUGUGUACAAGGAGGACCAGAGGAUGUUGCAGGGUGUUGGAUGGGUGCCUAUAGGUUCACUGGAUGUGGAGAAGGCGAAGGCUGCUGCUGCGGCCCUGGCUGAGAGAGGGUAUCGUCAACACCCCAGCACCUUCAAAUUCAAACUCACCACUGAGGACAUGCCCUUGGUGCUGGCUAAGGCCAACGCUCAGGUCAUGAACAAGAAAGCGUACCGUGAAGCCUGGGACAAUGAGAAGUCAAAGAUCCACAUCAUGCCUGACGCUAUGGAUGUUCUCCUCGCCAAAGCAAACAACAUCAACUACAGCUACAAACUGUACAAACAGGCAAAUGAAGAAGCCAAGAAGAAGGGCUACGAUAUGCGCGGUGACGCCAUUUCCAUCAAGGCAGCCAAGGCCUCCAGGGACAUCGCCAGUGAUUACAAGUACAAGACAGGAUACCGCAAUCAGGUGGGCCACCACAUCGGUGCUCGCUGCGUCCAGGACGACCCUCUGCUCAUGCUGGCUCUGAACUCAGCCAAGAUCGCCAGUGACGCUCUGUACAAGAAGGACUUCAACAAGUCCAAGACCAAGUUCAACCUGCCUGUGGACAUGCUGACCCUGGAGCUCGCCAAGAAAUGCCAGAUUCAGGUCAAUGACUUCAACUACAGAACUCACCUGCACCAGUGGACCUGCCUGCCAGACUCCAACGAUGUGGUCCAGGCCAGACAUGCAUAUGACCUCCAGAGUGAUGCCGUCUACAAAGCUGACCUGAAGUGGCUCCAGGGCCUGGGCUGGGUCCCCAUUGGCUCACUUGAUGUGGAGAAAGCCAAGAAGGCUGCGGAAGCCUUGAGUGAAAGGAGCUACCGCCAGCACCCCAGCAUCUUCCCCUUCAAAAGCACCACAGAGGCCAUGAAUAUCGUUCUGGCAAAGAAUAAUGCUCACACCAUGAACAAGCGUCUUUACACAGAGGCAUGGGACAAGGAAAAGACCCAGGUGCACAUCCAGCCUGACACACCUGAGAUCCUCCUGUCUCAGCAGAAUGCUAUCAACGUGAGCAGGAAACUCUACAGACAAGGUUUUGAGGCAACCAUCAACAAAGGCUAUUUCCUCCCUGCGGAUGCAGUCUCCGUCAAGGCUGCCAAGGCCUCCAGGGACAUCAUCAGUGACUACAAGUACAAGACAGGAUACCGCAGUCAGGUGGGCCACCACAUCGGUGCUCGCUGCGUCCAGGACGACCCUCUGAUCAUGCUGGCUCUGAACUCAGCCAAGAUCGCCAGUGAUGCUCUGUACAAGAAGGACUUCAACAAGUCCAAGACCAAGUUCAACCUGCCCGUGGACAUGCUGAGUCUUGAGCUGGCCAAGAAAUGCCAGAUUCAGGUCAAUGACUUCAACUACAGAACUCACCUGCACCAGUGGACCUGCCUGCCAGACUCCAACGAUGUGGUCCAGGCCAGGAAAGCCUACGACCUGCAGAGUGACGCCGUGUACAAAGCUGACAUGGAUGAGGUCAUCGGCGUAGGAUGGGUCCCCAUUGGUUCAAUCGAUGUGUUGAAGGCCAAGAAUGCUGCAAGAAUUCUUAGUGACCAUCUCUACAGGCUGAAACCAGACACACAGAAAUUCACAACUGACAUGUCCUCCAUGCCCAUGGUCCUGGCCAAGGCCAACGCUGAAGUCAUGAACAAGAAAAACUACAUCUCUGCCUGGGAGGCCGACAAGCUGAAGAUCCAUGUGCCCCCUGACAUACCUGAGGUUUUGCUUUCUAGAUCCAACGCUUACAACAUCAGCAGGAAAAACUACAGGGAAGGUGUUGAGGAGAUCUUCAGGAAGGGCUACGACAUGAAGGCUGACGCCGUCUCUGUUGUUGCUGCCAAACGUUCAAGAGAUAUCAUCAGUGAUUACAAGUACAAGACAGGGUACCGUAAGCAGGUGGGCCACCACAUCGGAGCCCUCAGUGUCAAUGACGACCCUCUGAUCGUGCUGGCUAUGAACUCAGCAAAGAUCGCCAGUGAUGCUCUGUACAAGAAGGACUUCAACAAGUCCAAGACCAAGUUCAACCUGCCUGUGGACAUGCUGAAUCUGGAACUGGCCAAGAAAUGUCAGAUCCAAGUCAACGACUUCAACUACAGGACUCAUCUGCACAACUGGACCUGCCUGCCAGACUCCAACGACGUGGUCCAGGCCAGAAAGGCGUACGACCUGCAGAGUGACGCUGUUUACAAGGCCGACAUGGAGUGGAUCAAGGGAAUGGGCUGGGUGCCAAUCGGUUCACUUGAUGUGGAGAAAGCCAAGAAAGCUGGAGAGAUCCUGAGUGACAUUAAAUAUCGUCAACAUCCCAGCAUCUUCAAAUUCACUGCCCAGACAACAGACAUACCGUACGCCUUGGCUCAGGCCAACGCCGCCAACAUGGACAAGAAAGCAUACACUGCUGCCUGGGACAAGGACAAGCUCAACAUUCACGUCAUGCCCGACACCCCAGAGAUCCUCCUGGCCCAGCAGAAUAAACUCAACACCAGUCUGAAAUAUUACCAUGAGGGUUACUGGGACACCAUCCACAAAGGCUACUUCCUUCCCAAAGAUGCUAUCUCUGUGUUGGCAGCCAAGGCCUCCCGCGACAUCGUCAGCGACUACAAAUACAAGGCUGGUUUCCGUAAGCAGUGUGGCCAUCACAUCGGCGCCCUCAGCGUUAAUGAUGACCCACUGAUCAUGUUGGCUGCUAACGCAGCCAGGAUCUCCAGUGACAACAUCUAUAAGAAGGACUUCCACAAGACCAAGACCAAGUACAACCUGCCUGUCGACAUGCUGACGAUCGAACUGGCCAAGAAAUGCCAGCAGCAAGUCAACGACUUCAACUACAGGACUCACCUGCACCAGUGGACCUGCCUGCCAGACUCCAGUGACGUGGUUCAGGCCAGGAAGGUUUACGACCUACAGAGUGAUGCCGUGUACAAAGCUGAUCUGGAGUGGCUGAGAGGAUGCGGCUGGUCACCACAGGACUCUGUGGACGUCCUCAAAGUUAGACACGCCCAGACUAUUAUCAAUGACAGGCUGUACCGCCAGCCUCCCAGCACCGUCAAGUUCACCAGCGUGGUCGACCUCCCUGUGAUCGUCCUGUCCAAGCAGAACGCUGACAACAUCAGUGAAAGGAAAUAUAGGGAAGUCUGGGAUAAAGACAAACUCAGCAUUCACCUGCCACCUGACACCCCGACCUUUGAACUGUCCAAGGCCAAUGCCAUCAACAUCAGCAAUAAACUGUACACUAAGGCGUGGGAUGAGCAGAAGGCCCGAGGCUACAACAUUAAGGCAGAUGCUAUUUCCGUGGUGAAGGCUAAAGCUUCCAGAGAUAUCAGCAGCAACUACAAGUACCUGGCGAGUUACCGAAAGCAGGUGGGCCACCACAUCGGCGCUCGCUGCGUCCAGGACGACCCUCUGAUCAUGCUGGCUAUGAACUCAGCAAAGAUCGCCAGUGAUGCUCUGUACAAGAAGGACUUCAACAAGUCCAAGACCAAGUUCAACCUGCCUGUGGACAUGCUGAAUCUGGAACUGGCCAAGAAAUGUCAGAUCCAAGUCAACGACUUCAACUACAGGACUCAUCUGCAUCAGUGGACGUGUCUGCCCGACUCCAACGACGUUGUCCAGGCCAGGAAGGCGUACGACCUGCAGAGUGAUGCUGUGUACAAAGCAGAUAUGGAAUGGUUACGUGGAUGUGGAUGGAUGCCACAUGAGUGUGUGGAUGUCAUGAAGGUGAAGCACGCCCAGAAGAUCCUGGCUGAUAGAGGUUACCGUGUGAAGUUGGAUGAUCAGAAGUUUGUGGUUCCAACUGACAGAGUCGACCUGGUCUGUGCCAAGAAUGCUGCUGAUGUCCUGAACGAGGCCAAGUACCGUGAGGCCUGGCACCAGGACAAGACCAAGUACUCACUGGUGGACACUCCAGUUCUCGCCACAGCCAGAGAGGUGGCCAAGAACGUUCACCCGCAUCUGUACACCCAAGCCUGGGAUAAGGUCAAAGCCACGGGCUACUACAUGCCCGGAGAUGCCGUGCCAAUCAAGCAGUGCAUCAGUACGACUAAAGUGCAGAGUAAGCACAAGUACCUAGAGAGCUACCGUAAGCAGGUCGGCCACCACAUUGGCGCCCUCAGCGUCAAUGACGACCCUCUGAUCAUGCUGGCUCUGAACUCAGCAAAGAUCGCCAGUGACGCCCUGUACAAGAAGGACUUCAACAAGUCCAAGACCAAGUUCAACCUGCCUGUGGACAUGCUGGCCUUUGAACUGGCCAAGAAAUGUCAGAGACAAGUCAACGAUGACCUCUACAGAACCGGACGCCUGCACCAGUGGACAUGUCUGCCAGACCAGAACGAUGUCAUCCAGGCCCGCAAAGCCUACGACCUUCAGAGCAAUCACGUGUACAAGGCUGAUCUGGAGUGGCUGCGUGGCUGCGGCUGGAUGGCGGCUGACUCUGUGGACCACGUCAAGGUCAAGAAGGCCCAGGAGAUUCUCAACGAGAGACUCUACAAGAAGAACGCCCAGGAGUGCUUCGGAAAGUUCACCCUGAUCGUGGACCGCCCUGAGAUCCUGCUGGCGAAGAUGAAUGCAGCUAACCUCAGUGACCUGAAGUACAAAGAGACCUUCAACGCAGAGAAAGGUCUGUACAUUGGUUCAGAGGACACGCCUCAGCUGGCCCACAGUAGGGAGGUGUCCAAGAUCAUCAGUGAGAAACUCUACAAACAACACUGGGACGAGUCCAAAGCGACGGGCUACAAGCUGGACCAUGAAUACAUCCCACUCGUCAGUGGCAAGAAGGGCAGGGAGAUCGCCAGUGAUGUCAAAUACAAGGAUACCCAUGAGAAGGCCAAGGGUCACUACAUGGCUGGAACCCUGAUCGACUUCCCUGAGGUGGUGCGCUGUGGACAGCAGGAGAAGAACAAAGGACUGAGGGUCUACCAUAAGGACUACCACCUCAGCAAGACCAAGACCCACCUCCCACCUGACAUCAUCGCUAACACGGUCGCUAAGCGCUGCCAGGACAUGCUGAGUGAUGUCAUCUACCGCACCUACCUGCACCAGUGGACCUGCCACCCCGACCAGGAGGACGCCAUCCGUGCCCGCAAGACCAACGAGAUCCUCAGUGACGUGUUCUACAAGGACGACCUGAACUGGAUGAAGGGGAUGGGCUGCUACGCCUGGGACACACCUGAGAUCAUUCGUGCCAAGAAGUCGUACGAUCUGCAGAGCGAACUCAAAUACAGAGAGGACGCCAAGAAGGAAUUCAACAACUACUCCAUUGUGACCGACACCCCGGCUUAUGUGACGGCUGUGCUGGGCCACACCUGGGCCAGCGAUCUCAACUACAGGGAGGCUUAUCACAAAGAGAAGCACAUGUACACCACCGUCCUGGACACCCACGACUACGCCAGGUGCCACAACUUCAAGGAAUUCUUCAGCAACAAAAACUACACCUCCACCUGGGACAAAAUCAAAGCCAACAGCUACACGAUUCCACACGACUCCCACUCCCUGCAGCACGCCAAGCAGCAGAAGGUCAUCCUCAGCAACGUGAAGUACAAGGAGGAUUAUGAGAAGUUCAAAUCCCUCUACAGUCUGCCCAAGUCUCUGGAGGACGAUCCCUCCACUGCUCGCUGUGUCAAAGCUGGAAAGCUGGUCCUGGAUCGUCUGUACCACGAGAACUACGAGAAGACCAAGGCCAAGAACCACAUCCCACCAGACAUGCUGGAGAUCGUGGCCGGACGCAACACCCAGAACACCGUCAGCAUGAUCAACUACCGCAAGUACCUGCACCAGUGGAUCUGCCUCCCCGACAUGCAGGUGUACGUCCAGGCACGCAAGGUCAACGAGCAGCUCAGUGACAUCUUCUACAAGGACGACCUGAACUACCUGAGGGGUAUCGGCUGCUUCGCCUGGGACACACCUGAGAUCCUCCGUGUCAAACAUGCUGGUGACCUUCAGAGUGAGAACAAGUACAGAGCCAAAGGUAUCGAGGCUUUCAAGGAGUACUCAGUGGUGACGGACACUCCGGUUUACGAGACGGCCAAGCUGAACUCUCAGAACCUGAGCGAUCUGCACUACCGCUACGAUUACAACGUCAACAUCAAGGGCACCAACACUGCUCCUCCUGUUACUGUGGACACAGAGAGGGCACGCCUGGCGAACUACAUCCAGAGUGAUAACUGGUACAAGGAGGCCAACAAGAGCUUCAUGCCGACUGGUUACUCCCUGCCCCACGACACCCCGCUCAUCAAACAGGCCAAGCUGAACAGCGUCAUCAACAGCAACGUGAAGUACAAGGAGGCGUAUGAGAUGACGAAGGCGAAGGCCUACACUCUCCAUCCAGAGGGCGUCAACUUUGUCAACUCAAGGAAGGCUCACAAGAUCGUCAACGAUCGUCUGUACAGAGAGGACUACCACAAACACAAGGACAAGAUCCACACAACCUACGACACCCCCGAUAUCAAACAAGUCAAGAUGAACCAGUCCAACCUCAGCGACUUGUGCUACAAAGAGAAAUACUACAACAGCAGAGGUCAGCUGAUCUCUAUGCCCAUCACCCCCGAGCUGAUGCACUGCGCCCACGUCAAUGAGAUCACCAGCGAGCUGAAAUACAAAGAGGACCUGACCUGGCUCAGAGGCCUCGGCUGCUUCCUGUACGACACCCCAGAGAUGAUCACCGUCCGCAACAUCACCAAACAGAGACUGACCUACCCAGUGGAGGCAAAGAAGAACCUCGCCAACUUCUCCGUGGUCCUGGACACGCCUGAGUACAAACGUGUGACUGAGCUGAAGAGCCACAUGAGCAACCUGAUCUACAAAGCCCAGAGUAAGGAGGAGAUGGCCAAGGUCACCACCACUGUGGACUCAGUGGACAUCACCAGAGCCAAAUGGGCCCAGCAGCUGACCAACAAGUACCUGUACACUGACCUGGCCACUAAGGAGAGAUGCCAUUUCACUCCAGAAAAUGAAACUCCACACAUGGACCAUGCCAGGAAAAUGAAGGUCAUCUACAGUGAUAACAAAUACAAAGACCAGUAUGAGAAGAUGAAGCACAGAUACACCGCCAUCGCCGACACUCCACUCCUGAUCCGGGCCAAGAAAUCCUACCUGCAGUCCAGUGAUCUGCGUUACAAAGAGACCUUCGAGCUGUCUAAGGGACACUACCGGACAGUGAAGGACGCUCUGGACAUCGUCUACCACCGCAGAGUCACUGAUGACAUCAGCGAGGUUAAAUACAGAGAGAAGUACAUCACCUCUCUGGGGACGUGGAAGUCCAUCCCCGACCGUCCUGAGUUCUUCUUCAGCAAGAUUGUCAACGACAACGUCAGCAACGUGAAGUACAAGGAGGACCUGGAGUGGCUGAGGGGUCUCGGCUGCUUCGUGUGGGACACACCUGACCUGGUGAUGGCUGAGAGGAACAAGGCGCUGUACAGCGAGAGAGUGUACAAAUCCUCCUUUGAGAAGAACAGAGGCAACUUCAAGUACACCAGCGACACUCCGUUCUUCCAGGCUGCCAAAUAUGCCUCCUCCAUCAUCAACGAUAGAUCCUACAGAGCUGCUUAUGAGAAAACCAAGGAUAAGUUCACCGUAACUACCGAUGAUCCUAGAUACGUCCUGGCCAGGGAGAACAACAAGAUGAGCCAGUGGAGGUACAGGGAGCAGUAUGAACGUGCCAAAGACAAGUUCACCUCCGUUCUGGAGACUCCAGAGUACGAGGCCCACAGACGCAGCAAGAAGAUCGGCGAUAUCAUCUACAAGAUGGAGUACAACAAGACCAAGGCGAAGGCAUACACCCUGCCUUAUGACACUCCUCACCAGCAGCACAUGAAGAAGGUCAAAGACAUCACCAGCAAUCUGAAGUACAAAGAGGUGUACGAGAAGUGUAAGGCCCAGAUCAACAUGGACCCUGAGGCUCACUCCAUCCGUGCUGCCAAGGAGGCCUACAAGAACAUCAGCAACCUUGACUACAAGAAGAAGUAUGAAGCCACCAAGAACAAGUGGAUCUGGACAGCAGACAGACCCGACUUUGUGAAUGCUGCUAAGAACUCCCUGCAACAGAGUGAUGUUGAGUACAAGUAUGACAAAGAGGUGAUGAAGGGCUGUGUGAUUCCCGUGGUUGAUGACAAGCUGACCGUCCUGGCCAUGAAAAAUGCUGAAAUGGCCAGCAUUGUGAAGUACAAAGACAAGUAUGAGAAGGCAAAGGGCCACUACAUCCCCGUCCAGGACACGCCUCAGAUCCUCCACGCCAAGGCUGUGCGCACUCUGGCGUCAGAGACCAAAUACAAGGAGGCCAGUAAGAAGGAGAUGCAGUCGGGCUCGUUCACCACUCUGCCCGAGACUCGUGACACGGCCCACAGCAGGAACGUCAACAAGCUCGUCAGCAAGACCGUGUACAAAGCCAAGUUUGAGAAGGAAAAGGGCAAGUCAAUAUAUAACCACAUGAUUGUUCCACCUGAUGUUCAGCACGCCAUGGGAGUGGCCAAGACUCAGAGCAGCGUGGCCUACAAGAAAGACGCCAAGGCCAACCUGCACUACACCACUGUGGUCGACCGUCCUGACAUAAAGAAGGCCACCCAGGCCUCCAAACUCAUCAGUGGGAUCGGCUACCGUGACAAGGCCCGUGAGGAGGCCAGCCGUGGAGGCUCUCUGGUCCACCGCCCAGACAUCACUCUGGCCACUGAGGUGUCCAAGCUCAACAGCCAGCUGAAGUACAAGGAGAAGUUUGAUAAGGAGAUGAAAGGAAAGAAGCCACAAUAUGACCUGAAGGACAGUAAGAUUUACAAGACUCUGAAGGAUGCCAGUGUGCUGGCUAGUGAGGUGAAGUACAAAGGUGACCUGAAGAAGAUCCACAAGCCUGUGACCGAUAUGGCCGAGUCUCUGUCCAUGCAGCACAGCCUGAGCACCAGCAAACUGUCCAGCGAUGUGAAAUAUAAGGAGAAGUAUGAGAGGGAGAAGGGUAAACCCAUGCUGGACUUUGAGACACCAACAUAUGUGACGGCUAAGGAGGCGCAGCACAUGCAGAGCCAGAAAGACUAUAAGAAGGACUUUGAGGAGCACAUGAAGGGCAAGAACCUCUCAGGCUUGGAGGUCACGCCCGCCAUGAUACAUGUCAGAAACGCCACCAGAAUAGUCAGUGAGAAAGAGUACAGGAGGGAUCUAGAGGAGGGAGUGAAGGGUAAAGGGCUAACUGUACUGGAGGAAACUCCGGAGCUUUUGAGAGCAAGGAAUGCCACUCAAAUCCUGUGUGAGAGAGAGUACAAGAAGUCACUGGAGCAGGAGAUCAAGGGCAAAGGAAUGUUGGCAUUGGCUACAGACACCCCCGACUUCAUGAGGGCCAGGAACGCCACUGACAUCCUCAGUCAGACCAAGUACAAGCAGACCGCUGAGAUGGACAGGGCCAGCUACACCACUGUGAUCGACACCCCAGACAUUAUCCACGCUCAGCAGAUGAAGAACAUCGUCAGCCAGAAAAAGUACAAGGAGGAGGCAGAGAAGACAAUGUCUCACUAUGUGCCGGUCCUGGACACUCCUGAGAUGCAGAGAGUCCGAGAGAACCAGAAGAACUUCAGCACUAAUCUUUACCAGAUUGACCUUAAAAACAUAAAGGGCAAAGUGUCUACUGUAAAGGACACUCCUGAAAUGCUUCGUGUUAAAGAGAAUACAAAGAAUUUCAGCUUGAUUCAGUACAAAGAGGAGGUGGGAGGAGGAACAGCUUUACCGGAGACGCCUGAGAUGGAGAGAGUUAAACGCAACCAGCGGAACGUUAGCACGAUUCAGUACAAGGACUCUGUGGGUCAAGGCACGUCCAUCCCAGAUCUCCCUGAGAUGAAGCGGGUCCGAGAAACCCAGAAGAAUAUCAGCUUGAUUCAAUACAAGACAGACGUGGGACAAGGCACGUCAGUGUCAGAGACCCCCGAGAUGGAGAGAGUUAAACGCAAUCAGCAAAACAUUAGCACGGUACUCCACAGAGUCACCCUGCAACCUCCUGCUCUACAUUCAUUUACCUCAAUUCAGUACAAGGACUCUGUGGGUCAAGGCACGUCCAUCCCAGAUCUCCCUGAGAUGAAGCGGGUCCGAGAAACCCAGAAGAAUAUCAGCUUGAUUCAAUACAAGACAGACGUGGGACAAGGCACGUCAGUGUCAGAGACCCCCGAGAUGGAGAGAGUUAAACGCAAUCAGCAAAACAUUAGCACGAUAAAGUACAAGGACUCUCUGGGUCGAGCUACGGCUAUCCCGGACCUGCCGGAGGUGAAGCGGGUCAGACAAACCCAGAAGCACAUCAGCUCGGUGUGGUAUAAAGACAGUUCAGCCAAAGGAACUCCUGUGGUCUUUACCCCAGAGAUGGAGCGAGUCAAAAGGAACCAAGAGAACAUUAGCUCGGUGCUGUACUCUGACAGCUUCCGUAAGCAGGUCCAGGGCAAGGCCGCCUUCGUCCUGGACACACCUGAGAUGAGACGCGUCAGAGAGACUCAGCGCAUCAUCUCUGGAGUGAGAUACCACGAGGACUUUGAGAAGAGCAAAGGCAGCUUCACUCCCACCACUACCGACCUGGUGACCGAGCGUGUGAAGAAGAACACUCAGGACUUCAGUGACAUCAGCUACCGUGGCAUCCAGAGACGCGUGGUGGAGAUGGAGAGGAGACGUGCCAUCGAGCACGACCAGGAGACCAUCACUGAUCUGCGUGUGUGGCGCACAAACCCCGGCUCUGUGUUUGACUACGACCCUGCUGAGGACAACAUCCAGUCCAGGAGUCUGCACAUGAUGUCAGUUCAAGCUCAGCGUCGCAGCAAGGAGCACUCCCGCUCCACCAGCGCCCUGAGCGGCAUGGCUGACGAGAAGUCUGAGGUGUCCCAGGACGCCGACCACCACAUGUCCCUCUACAGCAAUGGCUUCAUGGCGUCCUCUGUCGGUUACCAGCACGCUAAGACUGUGGAGGUGCAGCAGAGGUCUUCAUCAGUGGCCACCCAGCAGACCACCGUCUCCUCCGUCCCCUCACACCCCUCCACCACCGGGAAAACUGUUCGUGCCAUGUACGACUACACUGCAGCCGACAACGACGAGGUGUCCUUCAAAGACGGAGACGUGAUCGUUAACGUGCAGUCCAUCGACGAGGGCUGGAUGUACGGCACCGUGCAGCGCACCGGCAAGACCGGCAUGCUGCCAGCCAACUAUGUUGAAGCAAUCUAAAGACAAAGCCCGCCCACCGUCCCUCCAGAGUGGGCGUGACACAUCCACAGGGCAAUCUGAUUGGUCUUCCUGUGAACACAACCGCGGCUUAGUGCAAUGAUUUAGUGUCUCUUAGCUCUGUAUUUUAAUGGUGUUGUGAUUCUCGUCUGUUCUCAUUCAUACGCUGCUGCCCUGUUUCCUGUGGAUGUGACAUCAGCAUGGUGACAUCACUCAUAUAAAUAUCUCUAUUAUACAUACUAUGACUACGCUGAAUGACAGACUCUGUAACCUGUUCUGAGACACUCCCUUAGACUCACUAACAACCCAACGCCCUUUGUAUAUUUCAAUAAUAUUUAAUAUAUAUAGAAGAGUAUUAGAAACCUUCAGCCAGACGAUGGGCUCACAUAGUUUGAAUUCUGUGGAGAGAAAAAGAAAUGACGACGAUAGUGAAACCUGUAAGGAGUCAGUUAGCGUCUGUCUCCUCCAUGAUGAAACCGCUCCUAACGAGUUGUACGAGACCAGACCUCAGUCUUCCCUCCUUCACACUGAAGGCUGGUCACUAGUAGAGUGUGUGUUUUGUUUCUUCUGAUUAUUUAGGUCCUCUACUUUUAAUCUGUAGCCAAUAAAGCACACCGAGCUCCUGCAGCA
Molecule: messenger RNA, 19163 nt
Organism: Epinephelus moara (kelp grouper)
Lineage: Eukaryota; Metazoa; Chordata; Actinopteri; Perciformes; Serranidae
Gene: neb
Product: nebulin
Exons: 135
Coding region: 270-18536 (6088 amino acids)
Biological process (GO): cardiac muscle thin filament assembly
Cellular component (GO): Z disc
Molecular function (GO): actin filament binding
Source: RefSeq, a predicted model, not a curated record